AUGUCGAACCAGAGUACUGGUGACACCAAGCCCCCAUGUUUACCCCGGAAUGGACUAGUGAAGAUCCCCAACCAGCCCAAUGGACUUGGCUCUGCCAGCAUCACCAAAGGGACACCAGCAGUGAAAAACCGGCUGUGCCAGCCUUCUUCCGUGCCUGCUAUCAUCAGCCCAGCCUUAUCCAAUCACAGUGACCUUCCCAUACCCAGUCUGGCAUCACCACUGUCCUUGGCAACUCUGGCAGGGGUGCCGUCCCCUUCUGGCACCUCCAUGGUGGGACUGAACUUGAGUGAGGCCUCCCCGACAAAUGAGCACCCCUCCCCAGAGAGGCACCCUGGCUCCCCCACGGAAAGGCAGCUUGCUGUGGAUGAGAAGAUCCUCAACCGUUUGUUCUGGUACUUUUCAGCCUGUGAGAAAUGUGUCCUGGCCCAGGUGUGUAAGGUGUGGAGGCGGGUCCUGUACCAGUCCAAGUUCUGGGUAGGCCUGACACCAGUGCUGCACACCAAAGAGCUCUACAACACCCUGCCCAGCGGUGAGAAGGAGUUUGUUAACCUCCAGGGCUUUGCUGUCCGGGGCUUUGACAGCUUUUGUCUGGUGGGGGUCUCGGACCUGGACAUUUGUGAGUUCAUUGACAACUACCCCCUGUCCAAGAAAGGGGUGAAGUCCAUGAGCCUUAAGAGAUCGACCAUCACGGAUGCAGGGCUCGAGGUGAUGCUGGAGCAGAUGCAGGGCGUGGUGCGCCUGGAGCUCUCUGGCUGCAAUGACUUCACAGAAGCCGGCCUGUGGUCAAGCCUGAACGCUCGCAUCACCUCCUUGAGCGUCAGCGACUGCAUCAAUGUGGCUGACGAUGCCAUCGCCGCCAUCUCCCAGCUGCUGCCCAACCUGACUGAGCUCAAUCUGCAGGCCUACCAUGUGACGGACACGGCCUUGGCCUACUUCACUGCCAAGCAGGGCUACACCACCCACACCCUGCGCCUCAGCUCCUGCUGGGAGAUCACCAACCAUGGGGUGGUCAACAUGGUGCACAGCCUGCCCAACCUGAGUGUGCUGAGUCUCUCUGGCUGUUCCAAGGUGACUGAUGAUGGGGUGGAGCUCGUGGCUGAGAACCUGCGGAAGCUAAGGAGCUUGGACCUGUCAUGGUGCCCUCGGAUCACUGACAUGGCCCUGGAGUAUAUCGCCUGUGACCUGCAUAAACUGGAGGAGCUCGUGCUUGACAGGUGUGUGCGGAUUACAGACACUGGACUUAGUUACUUAUCCACCAUGUCAUCCCUUAGGAGCCUGUACCUCCGCUGGUGCUGCCAGGUGCAAGACUUUGGCCUGAAGCAUCUCCUGGGCAUGAGAAGUUUGCGCCUGUUGUCUCUUGCUGGCUGCCCGCUGCUGACCACCACUGGGCUCUCAGGCCUUGUCCAACUUCAAGACCUGGAGGAGCUGGAGCUGACCAACUGUCCUGGCGCCACCCCCGAGCUGUUCAAGUAUUUCUCCCAGCAUCUGCCGCACUGCAUGGUGAUCGAAUAA
Molecule: messenger RNA, 1512 nt
Organism: Emys orbicularis (European pond turtle)
Lineage: Eukaryota; Metazoa; Chordata; Testudines; Emydidae
Gene: FBXL16
Product: F-box and leucine rich repeat protein 16
Exons: 5
Coding region: 1-1512 (503 amino acids)
Biological process (GO): SCF-dependent proteasomal ubiquitin-dependent protein catabolic process
Cellular component (GO): SCF ubiquitin ligase complex
Molecular function (GO): protein binding
Source: RefSeq, a predicted model, not a curated record